Molecule: messenger RNA, 705 nt
Organism: Microthlaspi erraticum
Lineage: Eukaryota; Viridiplantae; Streptophyta; Magnoliopsida; Brassicales; Brassicaceae
Source: the annotation of a GenBank genome assembly
AUGAUCCGUUAUCUCUAUAUAAUCGGUGAGUUUUGGUUCUCGAGUGCUGUAAAAGUAGUUGUGUGGAUCUCGGAAACUCUGUUUCAGAAGAACCUUCUCAGUGAAGGAAGCAGAAGAAGAACAACAACAAUGACGUUAACGAAUAGAGGAUUUCAAAUGAAGUCGAAGCGAAUCGGUGGAUUUCGCGGCGAGGAUGAGGAAUUAGAGUUAGGAUUAGGAUCAGUGAGGUUCGCGCGAGGAUUAGGGAGGAAAAGGAUUUUGAUUUCAAGCAGAAUCCGCGAAUCUCUAUCUAGAUCGGCCGUUGAGAUUCCGGCGCUUGAAUCGCCGCCGGUGAAGAGUUCGUCGAAGAGACAACGAAGCAUCGCAAUAGUUUCUUCGUCCCCUGAGAAAUCUCUCCUUGAAUCUCUGCCUCAAGAGCUCUUGAUUCGGGUGAUUUGUGGUGUUAAUCAUGAGGAUCUCAAGAGUCUAAACAGUGUAUCUAAAUCGAUCAAAGAAGCUAGUUUGAUCGCAAAAAGGUUACAUUUUGCAUACACCACGCCGAUAAAGACUCGAGCUUUUCGGAACUCAAUAGACCUCGAGGAGGUUUCGGAUUCGAGCCAUCAAGUGGAAGAUAUAGAGCCACCUAACGCGCCGGUUCGCUACCGUUGGACCAAGGCUAAGAGGAAAGAGCACUUGUCUAAUGUCUCUGUGGCAUUGUUUACUUGA